Molecule: messenger RNA, 972 nt
Organism: Anopheles marshallii
Lineage: Eukaryota; Metazoa; Arthropoda; Insecta; Diptera; Culicidae
Exons: 5
Coding region: 1-972 (323 amino acids)
Biological process (GO): actin cytoskeleton organization; muscle structure development
Cellular component (GO): stress fiber; adherens junction; Z disc
Molecular function (GO): muscle alpha-actinin binding; actin binding
Source: RefSeq, a predicted model, not a curated record
AUGGACGUGCAAGUGGAUGCCAUGGAGAUGGCUCUGCCACCGAUCGAAUCGUUCAAGAACUGCGAGUACCAUGUGCGUGUUUCGGGCACGACCGAGCUCGAUCGUCGCGUUAUGUCAUUUGUGGACAAUCUGUGGGGUUUCGAGGUGACCGGUGGCAUCGAUCAGUUCGAACCGCUGACAGUGAUUUCGGUAAAGCGCGAAGGGUUGGCGCGGCGGGCCGGCAUUCGGGUGAAUGAUAUCAUCACAAAGAUCAACGAAACCAAUGCGGACAAGCUGACACUCGCGCAGGCACAGGAGCUGAUCGCGGAAUCGGGACGCACGGUGAAGAUAUUCGUCAGCGGCGAUGUGGAUGAGGAUAGUGAAGAUGAGAUGACGGUGGAUUACUGGUUUAAACCUUAUGGUUUCUUUUCCUCAGUAAACGAAGCGGACCGUUCGAUGUUGGAUUGGGAGGCGCGUCUUCGUGCCAACAGGAAUCCCGACAAAUGGAACGGUUUGUGGCCGUGGAAUGAUCGCAAGAAGGUGGUUUACAAGGAGUCCAACUGCUUUAUGGUUCCAAGCGUAGCGGAAGAAACGCGCGAACGUGAACUGAAGCUGCGCGCCACCGAGGAUCAGUACGAGAAGCAUUUGAAGCAGGAACGCGAACAGGCGGAAAAGAAGGCCGAAGAGGAGCGGCUGGUGGAGGAGGCACGUCGGGCCGAGGAAGAGCGUCGAGCGGAGGAGGAACAGUUUUUCGCUACAUUCGAGGCGGAACAGAAAAAGCGCCAGGAAGAGGAAGCGGCCAAGCGGCUGCAGGGUGAAGCUGAACCGAGCAGUGCCGCGGUCGGGGAUGAAACGGUCGAGCAGGAACAGACGACAGUGGCGGAUGCCGAAGCCGAUCAGUACAUCGAUGAGCUGAUGGAGCAGGAAAAGGUGCUCGGUGAGGUCAGUACGGAUAUGAUCGAACCAGAGGACGGCAGCACGGGAAAUGCUUGA